CAGCAUGCUGUAAGCUUAGAUUUUUAUUUUUUCUAGAAAGAAAAAACCCUGGUUGUUUUGUGAUAAAAUGGAGUUUUGAGAAAUUCUAAAGCAUGUAAAAGAUGAAGGCUAGGGCUUUAUGUACUCCAGAUUACAUUUUAUAGAACAUAAUUUGGACAGGAAACGGGGCAAUUUAGUGAUUGCAAUUUGUCUGAAAUUGGAAUGAUGAAGAGAACAAUAGGUGUUGGAGUUCUACUUAUAGGGUUUCACUUAAGGAUAGCUACUCUACAGCUAUUUGUCAUGUUACUACAUCAUGUUAGUCAAAUAUCUUUCAUAUUUAAUUGACUUGCUUAAAAUCUCGUAGCAAUUAAAAGCAGAGCCUAUCAUAAAAAUUAUAAUUGGGAAACAAUGAGUUACUAAUCAAAUAUGAAUUGGUCUGGUUACUAAUUUCAACAUAAUGAACGAAAGUACUUGAUUGAAAAGAAAAGAAUGAGGUGAUGCUGCAGUUUUCGGGUAUAAUGGAAGGCAUUUAUGUGUAUUAAUGUAAGUAAGCAAAUGCUUGAUCAACAGAUGAAUUUCUAUUUUUUUAAGUUAACAUCAACCUCAGCUGGGCUUAUACUCUCGCUCUUUCACAAUGUAAAUGGAACGUUACUUAGUCAGGUUCACAUCCCUGAGUUUCAUUCCAUGCCUUAGUUGUUGAUUAUUGAUCAUAUUUAAGUACCACUUUAUGAUUGAAGUACCUGUUUGUUCAUGUAAUACAAAACACAUGAGCUGCUGUAGCACUGUAGUUUAGUUAUGAGGUAUGAAUUGGAAGCAAAUCAGGACUUUCUGUUUCCACAGUGAAGAAAAGAGAUGAAUAUCUGCAUGUAGCUUGGCGACCAACAGCCCUGAAAAGAAUUUGCCAUUCCAUAGCAAUAUUGCAAUUAAAAGUACAUAAACAGAGAUCAAAGAAUGAAAUGCUGAAUAUAUAAUUGCUUGUCCUAGUUCAAGCUGAUAGACAAGAGUGGAAGAACCACUUAAUUGUGUAUAAGCAUUGAUCUAGAAUCCAAUGACAAACAAAGCCAGUGUCCCUUCUGGGACUCAGUGUUAGCAUAGAAUUUGAUUGAUUUGGAUAAAGUUGAUUUUGACAUCAAUGUAGCCCUAAGAUGGUCACUAGUAUGACUUAUCAAGUUAUGCCUCUGGUGUUGACUUACAUUGUGGCAUGUCAUGUUUACAUUUUGUUUUCAUGAUUGAUCAUCAAGCAUUUGGAUUUGGUGGUGUAAAUAUGCCUGUUUAUACAACAUGACAUGUCCCUGAUCUGGGGAUUUGGAGUGAUUAAUGACUCAACUCUUAUAUUCAACUUUUAAUGAAAAAUCUGCGGAUAAUUCAAUCUUUAGUACUUAGAUAUUGCUUUGACCUAUGUCUGCUGUCAUGUAUUUGUGCUUAGAGAUUACUUUUACCGUGUGAGUCUUAUUACCUUCCUGAUUGGAACUCAUCUUUCUGAUAUUUUGUCCAAUUCAGGCGUCUAGUCCAUUGCAAGUGAAGUAUGCGGAUGGCGAGUUGGAAAGAUUAGAACACAAACUCUUUGUUGGCAUGUUGCCAAAGAAUGUUUCUGAAGCUGAAGUUUCUGCUUUAUUCUCUAAAUAUGGAACCAUAAAGGACCUACAGAUUCUACGAGGUUCUCAGCAAACAAGUAAAGGUUGCGCUUUUCUGAAGUAUGAGACAAAAGAACAGGCCGUUGAUGCCCUGGAGGCCAUUAAUGGAAAGCAUAAAAUGGAGGGCUCAAAUGUUCCUCUCGUUGUCAAAUGGGCAGAUACAGAAAAGGAAAGACAAGCUCGAAGGGCCCAGAAAGCUCAAUCUCAAGCUUGUAAUAUAUCAAAUGCUGAUUCACCACAUCCUUCAUUGUUUGGAGCCUUGCCAAUGGGUUAUGCUGCCCCAUACAAUGGAUAUGGAUAUCAAGCUCCAGGAAGUUAUGGACUUAUGCAGUACCGGUUGCCACCAAUGCAGAAUCAGCCUGCAUUCCAUAAUAUGAUUCCUCCAGUAAAUCAAGGAAGUGCAAUGCGAGGAAUCACACCUGACCUUGCUCCCAAUAUUGCUCCUAGAAAUUAUGCUAUGCCUCCUGCAAGUUAUGUGGGAUCAGCUUACCCGGCUGUGCCAGGUAUUCAAUACCCCAUGGCAUAUCCUGGGGGAAUCAUGAGCCACCGUCCAUUGACCAGUUCACCUGGUUCAGUGCCACCAGCAAAUACAAGCAGUAAUUCUUCGUCAUCCUCCAGUGUAGGUACAAGUUCAGGAGGUCAGAUUGAAGGGCCACCUGGUGCAAAUCUAUUUAUUUAUCAUAUACCUCAAGAAUUUGGUGAUCAAGAGUUGGCUAAUGCUUUUCAAGGAUUUGGUAGGGUCUUAAGUGCGAAGGUUUUUGUUGACAAAGCAACAGGGGUUAGUAAAUGUUUUGGAUUUGUUAGUUACGACUCUCCAGCAGCUGCUCAAAAUGCGAUAAACAUGAUGAACGGAUGCCAAUUGGGUGGUAAGAAACUGAAGGUUCAGCUUAAGAGAGACAACAAACAGAACAAACCUUAUUGAUUGGGAGGUGAGUCUUGGAAGGAAGCAGAAAGUGUCUGUCACAUGUGGUCGCAUGCAACUUGGAUAUAUUGACUGACUGCAGUAUCAGCAUUUUGGGUGGGUUGGGGAUAACCUGUGGUUAUAUGUGUCACUUCAUCCUUGUAAUUGCUUCAUGGGAUCAAAAUCCCAGAAACUUGUAAUUCAUGGUGCAUUCCAUGCCUACGCAAUUUGUAUUCUGUGUAUCAUUGAAUUUGAUUUAGACACUAAUUAUUAAUUUAUUGAUUUUUCCUCGAGUA
Messenger RNA from Theobroma umbraticum, 2810 nucleotides. RefSeq names its product RNA-binding protein-defense related 1 (gene RBP-DR1). The record is from RefSeq and is a predicted model, not a curated record. NCBI's taxonomy places the organism in Eukaryota, Viridiplantae, Streptophyta, Magnoliopsida, Malvales, Malvaceae. Gene Ontology annotation, molecular function: RNA binding.